Messenger RNA from Spodoptera frugiperda (fall armyworm), 1329 nucleotides. Its product is annotated as cyclin-dependent kinase 11B-like. Gene Ontology annotation, molecular function: ATP binding; cyclin-dependent protein serine/threonine kinase activity. The transcript has a single exon. NCBI's taxonomy places the organism in Eukaryota, Metazoa, Arthropoda, Insecta, Lepidoptera, Noctuidae. Gene Ontology annotation, cellular component: nucleus. Gene Ontology annotation, biological process: protein phosphorylation; regulation of mitotic cell cycle. The record is from RefSeq and is a predicted model, not a curated record. Bases 1 to 1329 code for a protein of 442 amino acids.
AUGAAUUCUGUGAACGUGAUCGAAAUAGCAGACAGAGUUCAAGACAAUGCUGGUCGGUCGUUAUGCCAAACGCCACCUAAAGCUUUACUUCGUAAAAAUCAUCAAUGGAUGAGUGGUCUGAAAAAAUCACUGAUGGAUAGAUACAAAGACGAUAUACGGAAAGAAAAGAAGAUCUACAAUGACAAGAAAUUGAAGAAGGGUAAAGAAGAACCAACACAAUCUACUGAUGCUGAACCUCUCUUCCACCCAGCGUUAAAGGACAGUCGGUCUAUUAAAGAGUUCCAAUAUCUCAAUACAAUUGGCGAAGGAGCAUACGGCGUUGUGUAUAGAGCUCGCGAUAAGUCAACAGACGAAAUAGUUGCUCUGAAGCGACUCAAAGCUCUCAACGAAAAGGAAGGAUUUUCCAUCGCUGCUCAGAGGGAGCUCCGCACCUUACUGAAAAUACAACAUCCCAACAUUGUCGCGGGGCGGGAGAUAGCGGUGGGUUCUAGAAGAAACCAUGUAUAUGUGGUAAUGGAGUACGUGCCGCACCAGUUGAAAAGUUUGAUAGAAACGAUGCGACAAAAUCAUCUAAUGUUCUCCCCAGAAUAUAUCAAAUGCCUUAUGAUGCAACUUCUGACUGCAACACAACAUCUUCAUGACAAUAACAUCAUACACAGAGACCUCAAGACUAGCAACAUUCUUUUGUCCCAAGAUGGUGUUCUAAAGGUGGCAGAUUUCGGAUUGGCUCGAGAGUUUGAAUGCCCUCCUCAGCAAUAUACACCCGGCGUGUGCACGCGCUGGUACCGUGCGCCCGAACUGCUGUUGCUCAGCCCACAAUACUCCACUCCCAUUGACAUGUGGAGUAUCGGGUGCAUAUUAGGCGAAUUAAUCAACUUGUGGCCACUGUUUCCCGGAACAUCUGAAUUGGAUCAAUUGAAUAAAAUAUUUAUGGAUUUGGGUACGCCUUCAGAUUCAAUUUGGCCCGGCUACAGUGCGUUGCCGGCGUUAAGAAACAUAAUUUUCGACGACUAUCCACCGGGCGGGUUGCGCAAAAAGAUAAGCUGCAAAGAUCUUUCUGAAAGCGGUUUGUCUUUACUGGAAGGAUUAUUGACAUAUGAUCCUGCAAGAAGACUGACAGCCGCCGCUGCCUUAGACCACGAGUACUUCAAGGAGCUGCCGCUGGCAAUCGAGCCGGCCAGGUUCCCGAUAGCGAUGGAGUCGGUGGACAGCGGUCAGUAUUCCGCCACUGAACUGGAAGAGGAUCGCGACUCUCACUGUAGUACUACUUUAAGCGCUACUUUAGGCUUUGCUUGUUGUUUAAUCGUUUUCUUCUACAAAUUUAAAUAA